Messenger RNA from Miniopterus natalensis, 1475 nucleotides. RefSeq names its product zinc finger protein 414 (gene ZNF414). The record is from RefSeq and is a predicted model, not a curated record. NCBI's taxonomy places the organism in Eukaryota, Metazoa, Chordata, Mammalia, Chiroptera, Miniopteridae.
AGGGUGCCCACUCAACACGACCUCUUCAAAAAGAAGCGUUGUUUACCGCCUUUCGAGGGCUGGUGACGGGACGGAAUGGGAUGAAGAUACCCAUUUUGCAGACGAAUACACAGGCCAGGGAAGAUUUUAACCCCGGAUCUUAACGCACAGACUGCUAAAACUGCCCUCAGUUUGCAAUUCCGCCACCAGGUCUAUUCUGCUGUCCAAGACCGCCACAGAUCGCAGGCCCCGCCCCCUCACUGAGCGCCGGGCGAGGUCCCGCCCGCGCUCUCGCGAGAGCUCGGAGGCGGAAAAUGGCGCCGACGUGAGCGCGAGACUGCGGCCGCCCAGGGAAUCGCCGCAGCCUCAGCUGGAGCCGCGGGAGCUGCGAGAACAAGAGGCCUAGCCAGGCCGAGGAUGGAGGAGGAACCCUCUGGGCUCAGCCCAGACAUGCUGGUCACUGCAGAGCCCCGCUCCAGUGAGACCCACCAGGAAGUGGUGUCCCCAGGUGUGGCUGCUGCAGCCACGUCUUUCUCCAUGGGGGAGGAGUCAGGUCCUGACCAGACAGCCACACCCCCAGUGUGGGAAUGUGGAGGUCCUGGAGGGGCCCAGCAGGGUGUUUCCUCAGCCCCAGACAGUGGCCAACCUGGCCCUGGACCCAGCCUUGGCUCAACCAGCACAGUAUCCGGGACCAGUGAGGACCUUCGGCCACCCAGGCGACGCCCACCACCAGGAAAGCAGAUACUCUGCUCCAGCCCUGGCUGCUGCCUCAGUUUCCCAAGCGUUCGUGACUUGGCACAGCAUCUGCGUACCCAUUGCCCACCCACACAGUCCCUGGAAGGCAAGCUCUUCCACUGUUCCGCCCUGAACUGCACGGAGACCUUCCCCAGCAUGCAGGAACUGGUGGCACACGGCAAGCUGCACUACAAACCCAAUCGCUACUUCAAGUGUGAGAACUGCCUCCUGCGCUUCCGCACGCACCGCUCGCUCUUCAAGCAUCUGCAUGUUUGCGCCGAGCAUGCGCAGAGCCCAGCCCCGCCGCCACCCCCUGCCCUCGACAAGGAGCCGUCCGCGCCCGAGCGCCCCACGGAGUCUGACCCGGAGUCAGCGCCGAGCUUGCAGUUCCCGCUACUCGAGCCCUUUACGACCCCCGCCCCUGCCCCCACCGGGCCCUUCCUGCCCUACUUGAACCCCGCAUCCUUUGGCCUAAGCCCCCCGCGCCUGCGCCCCUUCCUGGCCGCCGCGCCUGGACUGUCAGCCUCCAGCACCGCCAUCUGGAAAAAGAGUCAAGGUGCCGGUGGCAGCCCUCGAAGACCCCAGGGCGGCUCCGAUGCGCCCUCAGGUGCGUGCAGGUGACCACCAGGGCGGGAUGGAGGGGGUUUCUGUCCUGCGCCCUGCCAAGCCCAGGAGAUUCUAGGAGGCAGCAGUGCCAGCCCCCAAAUACAGGAUUUUUGCCUUAAAAAUUACCGGCCCCCGCGCCUUCAUCUACACCGGCG